Mesorhabditis spiculigera is the source of this 3168-nucleotide messenger RNA. The record is from the annotation of a GenBank genome assembly. NCBI's taxonomy places the organism in Eukaryota, Metazoa, Nematoda, Chromadorea, Rhabditida, Rhabditidae.
AUGGGUACAGAACUAGAGUCGCUGAAUACGCUGUGUCGCGACCUCUACGAAAGUGUGGAUCAGGCAACACGACGACGCGCUGAGGAACGGUUCAAUGAUCUGGUAAAUGGCGAAGGAUGUCUGCAGCGAUGUAUGAUGUUGUUCGAGGAGGGACCGGUACCAUAUGGCCCUAUCGUUGCUGCAAAAGCUCUUACCAAGCUGUUAUCGGUGAAGACUGGAAUUAUGCCGUCCGAUCGCUUGAACAUUUGCCAUUACCUUCUGAGCUACUUGGGUACGCGUGCGCAACAAGUGCCGGCAUUCGUCAUCACCGAGCUUUGCCAGUUUUUUGCUCGCCUUACAAAGCUGGAGUGGGGCUACUUCGUCACCGAUACGGAGGAGUAUCCGUUCCGCACGCCGAUCUCCAGCAUCAUCAAGUCCAUCUCAGUGCAAAACAUCGGAGAGAGUCUGCUAGCGAUCGAGCUCCUUUCGCUGCUCGUCAUCGACAUGAAUUCGCCGAUCGGCAGCGAAUCGGUCUCCACGCACCGAAAGACAGCAGCACUUUUUCGAGACGACUAUCUCUAUAACAUCUUCAAAAUGUGCUUGGAGCUGCUGAAGGAACUGCAGGGCAAGCAGUUGAAUGAACAGGAGCUACGUCUGGCCAAUGCGGUCCUGGAUCUGAUGCUGAACUGCUGCUCCUAUGAUUUUAUCGGAAGCCUGGCAGAUGAGACUAGCGAGGACAAUUUUAGCAUGCAAAUUGUCCACAUCAUCGUCCAACUCGCCUCGAUUCGUCGCACGAUUUUCAAUGGCAACGAGAGACAGACUUAUCUACGCGAGUUGGUAGUGGCCAUCAAGGAAAUUAUUGAGAACUCUGCGAAACUGAACCAGGGAGCCUUCCACGAAUUUUGCCGUCUUGUUUCACGUCUGAAGACAAAUUUUCAACUUUGCGAAAUGCUGAAGUUUGACGAGUACGAGUCCAUGCUGCGCUUGCUGGUCGAGUUCACAAUUGCGAGUCUCAAGAUGACGGAUCUCUCGAACAGUACGUAUUUUCUGCUCCACUUCUGGUUCCGUAUGGUUACAUCGGUGCCAUACGUCAGGACACAGGACAAUCACUACAUAAACAUCUACUGCCCGGAGAUAUUCAAGGUGUACGUCGAGACACGGUUGGAGAAUGUGGCAAACGUCCUUCGCGAUCCUAAUCUGGACGAUCCGCUUGACGAUCAGGGCGCCAUUUUGCAGACUAUGGAGCAACUGGCCGUCAUUUGCAGGUGUGAUUACAAAAAGACCGGAGAAUUGUUGAUGCGCCACUUUGACGAAAAUGUCGAGGUUGCGCUUCGUGGCCCGGCACAGGACCCUAACGUCUUGAUCGCCGAAGGACGCUUGGCUUGGCUGCUGACCCUGAUGGGCACGGCAAUCUUUGGCAAAUCGACAGUCCAGAAUACCGAUGAGUUCGACGAAUUGGACGGAAAGCUGUUGCUCCGAGCUAUCCGCUACAUGCAAUGGAACGACGAACGCCUCGUUUGUCCGACAAACCCGAAUCUCAGCCCGGGAAAUGGAAAUAUUCGCCUUGAGGUCUCAUUCAUAUACGUGCUGGAGCAAUUCCGUCGAGCCUAUGUGAUGGAUCAAAUUCCGCGUGUAUCCUAUGUAUAUAAUCCGCUCGGCGAGAUUGGCAUCAAUGAGGAAACGGAUAUGCUGAAUGUCAUCGCCCGCAAGAUCAUUACGAACGUAAAAAUGUGGCCUACCAAUGCCCAGCUUCUCGAUUUGUCACUGUCACUCCUGAAAGAUCUCUCACUAGGAUACUCUGCUGUACGCAAGCUAUUUAGCCUUCCCGACAUCCAGCUGCUUCUGAAUAACCACACGGCAGAGCAUUUUGCCUUCCUCGGCUCAGGGAUUGACUAUGCGACGAUGAAGGAACGGACGACAUUCUAUGAGGCGUUGACCCGAUUGCUUACUUCAGAUAUGAACGACGAUGAAGUCAUCUUCUUGAAUUACCUUCAGCCAUUGACAGAGACGGCGCGAAAUCUAUGCGAGGUGAUGAAGACGGGCAACAUCCAGGUGAAUGAGGAUGAAGUCAAGAAAGCCCUGGUCGGUCUGUGCCGCGAUAUUCGAGGCGUUUGUUUGGCUUGUACAACGAAGCCUCUCUUCCAGAUGCUCGUCGAGUGGAUGCUACCUGACGUGUUCAACAUUCUCCAGUUUGCCAUUAACGGAUGGUACAAUAUUCCCGAGGUGACGUCGCCAAUCUUCCACCUGCUCUCGGAACUCUGCCAUAACAGGCAGCAACGUCUGAAGUUCGAGAUGAGCUCCUGCGUGACCGUUCUGCUGUUCCGCGAAAUCUCGCGCGUCAUUUGCAGCUGGGGCGAUCGGGUUCUCAACGCCGGCGCCAUCGCCAAGGACCGGCUAUACAAGGAGCGCUACAAGAACAUUGGCCUCAUCUUUCACAUUUUGAAGCAAGCCCUUGCUGGAGGCUAUGUCCCCUACGGUCUUUUAUGCCUCUACGGUGAUCGGUGUCUGCUGGACGCGCUCGACAUGUUUGUCAAGCUGUUCCAGACGAUCCCCGAGGAAGAGUUCCAUAAUUACACGAAGAUCACACAAAACUAUUAUGGCCUGCUGGAGAUGAUGAUUCAGGACAAUAUGUCUUACAUCAGCAACCUUGACCCUCAAGUGUUUUCUUCUAUUCUUCGCAGCAUCAUCAGCGGUAUUCUGUCGACAGAUGCUGUUGUCAUCACUGCGGCCUGCUCGGCUCUAGACAACAUAUUGGGGUGCAUCAUGAAACAGCUGAAAACGCCGACAUUGAACAAGAUUACUAUGGAAGCCGAGGGACAGAGUUGCAUUCGGGCGAUCGAGGCUAAUCCGCAUUUAUUGGCUGAUCUGCUCAACCAAGUAAUUCAAAUGUUCAUCUACGGCGAGGUGAAGUGCCAGUGGUCGAUGAGCCGCCCGUUGUUGGGAUUGAUCCUGCUCCAGGAGCAAGCCUUCAACGAGAUCAAAACAGACGUCCUUACGCAUUUCCCCUCAUCGCGCCGUCCCUCAAUGGAAAAGACCUUCUUCACGCUGAUGGAUGGUGUCGAGGCUGAUCUAACCACCAAGAACAAGGACACUUUCACCCAGAACCUGGCAAAGUUCCGCAAAGAAGUGUCCGAGGUGGCCAAGGGCAAGGACCUCUCUCCCGCCGCGUCGAACACAAACAUGGCUUUC